AUGGCUGUCUUGUUGAGAAGAUGGAGAGGUUUGCUGGUACUAAACCUAAUGGUAGUGACUGGGUUUAUGAUUUUUUGGACCAAAUACAAGUCAAGAAGCAUAAAAAACAUAGAGCAAGUGAUAUCGGUGCAAACCAGAAAGGAUUCCAUCCUCACAAGCCAGGAUUCUAGAGCCAGUCAGGAAACAGUACUGAAGAGGCUCUCCUUUCUGGAAGAGGUGGUCUACAGGAAACUCAAUGGUCUUUCCAAGUAUCUGGGGCUGAUUGAAGGUUAUGGCGGGCGCGGUAAAGGAGGAAUGUCUGCAACCCUGAGUCCCAAUGAGCAGGUUAAAGCCAAAGACCUUGGAGAGAAGUAUGGGUACAACGCUUAUCUCAGCCAGAAGAUUUCAUUGGAUAGAUCCAUUCCAGACUUCCGUCCAAGCAAGUGCAAAGAGCUGACCUACCGUAAGGACCUCCCUCAGAUCUCCCUGAUCUUCAUCUUUGUAAACGAAGCCCUGUCUGUGAUUCUGCGCUCAGUGCACUCCGCAGUCAACCACACGCCAGCGCACCUCCUGAAGGAGAUCAUUCUGGUGGAUGACAACAGUGAUGAUGACCAGCUGAAGGGACCCCUAGAGGAAUACGUCAACAAGCGCUACCCCGGCCUGGUGAAAAUUGUCCGCAACAAGAAAAGGGAAGGGCUGAUCCGGGCCCGGAUUGAAGGGUGGAAGGCUGCCACUGGGGAGGUCACAGGGUUUUUUGAUGCCCAUGUAGAGUUUACACCUUCAUGGGCUGAACCAGUUCUGUUGAGAAUUAAAGAGAAUCGAAAACGCAUCAUACUUCCCUCCAUCGAUAACAUCCAACAGGACACGUUUGAGCUGGUGCAGUAUGAAAACUCUGGCCACGGCUACAACUGGGAACUGUGGUGCAUGUACAUCAGCCCCCCCAAGGAGUGGUGGGACGCGGGGGAUGCUUCUGCACCAAUCAGGACUCCAGCGAUGAUCGGUUGCUCCUUUGUCGUGAACAGGAAGUUCUUUGGAGAGAUCGGUUUACUCGAUCCGGGAAUGGAUGUAUAUGGUGCAGAGAACAUAGAACUUGGAAUCAGGGUCUGGCUGUGUGGCGGAAGCAUGGAGGUGCUUCCUUGCUCCCGAGUUGCUCAUAUUGAGCGGAGGAAGAAGCCGUACCACAACAACAUCGGGUACUUUGCACUGAGGAACUCUCUGCGAGUCGCCGAGGUCUGGAUGGACGACUACAAAUCUCAUGUUUACAUGGCAUGGAACAUUCCAAUGCAGGACCAUGGCAUCGACAUUGGCGAUAUCUCACAGAGAGUAGCUCUAAGAAAAAGCAUGAACUGUAAAAGUUUCCAGUGGUACCUGGACAAUGUGUACCCAGAGAUGAGAACCUACAACACCACCCUCUUCUAUGGGGAACUGCGCAAUAGUAAAGCCAGCCACCUGUGCAUUGAUCAGGGAGAGAAAGAGAACCACACAGCUAUUCUCUACCCUUGUCACGGAGGGGAUCCACAGCUUGCAAGAUACACAAAAGAAGGAUUCCUGUACCUGGGCUCAUUGGGAAGUACAAAACUGUCUGAAGAGACACGAUGCCUUGUCGAUGAUAACAACAGCAGUUUCCCACAGCAUCUGAAUUGUGAGGAGAUCGCCAAUGUCCGCCAGAAGUCCUGGCAUUUUUCCCAGAAUGAUUCGAUUGUUAAUGUGGACACUGGGCGAUGUUUGGAGGUAAUUCCCUCGAAAGGCGGAUUUGAUUUUGAGCUUCUUCUGCAGAACUGCACAGGUCAAAAGUGGAACAUCAAACAAGGCAAUAGUUUCUCGACAACAUCGGUAUCAGUUCCCAAUUCCAAUUCCAACUCCAUUUUAAUCAAUUCCAACAUUCGCUGAUCAAAAUUGCAAUUAGCAGUAUUCUGUUAAAAUGGCUUUUCACAGUGGUUAGAAAUCACUUCAAUUGAAGUCACUAUUAGUCAAUUAAAUUGGCUUCACAUGAAAGCAGUUGAACAAUGACAACAAUUACUAUGUCUCUAAAAUAUCAAUUCCAAAUUCCUUCAAAAGAAUGGGGAAUUGAUUUAAAACAGGAAUUGACCCCCUGGUAAUACGUGUGAGCACGGGGACACCAGACUGUGUUUUUUUGGGUUCAUUUUUUCUUGUAAUUGGAAGAAUUUAAGAGUAAUAUUUAUGCAAAGUAUAAAACGCAGAAUCAGAAAGUGGGCAUUUUAUAUGUAGGGAUACUUUUAUAGGUUGUGUUUAUGGACUGGGAUGUGAAGGCAAUUGUACUUUGAUUAAUGUGUGACUUGAAAAACGGCAACAAAAUGUCAUCUUUAUACUUGAAGCUAACAA
Messenger RNA from Polyodon spathula (Mississippi paddlefish), 2322 nucleotides. It is a transcript of the gene galnt17, whose product is annotated as polypeptide N-acetylgalactosaminyltransferase 17. The transcript is spliced from 11 exons. Bases 1 to 1869 code for a protein of 622 amino acids. Gene Ontology annotation, cellular component: Golgi apparatus. The record is from RefSeq and is a predicted model, not a curated record. NCBI's taxonomy places the organism in Eukaryota, Metazoa, Chordata, Actinopteri, Acipenseriformes, Polyodontidae.